This is a messenger RNA of Lichtheimia ornata, 231 nucleotides long. RefSeq lists its product as uncharacterized. The transcript has 2 exons. Lineage: Eukaryota; Fungi; Mucoromycota; Mucoromycetes; Mucorales; Lichtheimiaceae. Bases 1 to 231 code for a protein of 76 amino acids. The record is from RefSeq and is a predicted model, not a curated record.
AUGUCAGAAUCGUCAUUCCCUCUUAACAAGCACAGCUCAGGUCCUUCUAACCAAGGCGCAAAGCCACACCGAUGCAACGGCCAUUUGGAAGAUCUGUUGGAAGGAUUGUCAACUUGGCCCAUGAAUGUGUCAAAGCCAUUCAGCGUCUUCUUGGAGUGUAUGCAAUCCAAGCCAGGUCAAGAACCUCCUCGUUACAGUGAACAGCAACAAAAAUCAUCCAGCCAACCUUAA